Molecule: messenger RNA, 2925 nt
Organism: Chaetomium globosum CBS 148.51
Lineage: Eukaryota; Fungi; Ascomycota; Sordariomycetes; Sordariales; Chaetomiaceae
Exons: 3
Coding region: 1-2925 (974 amino acids)
Biological process (GO): regulation of DNA-templated transcription
Molecular function (GO): DNA-binding transcription factor activity, RNA polymerase II-specific; zinc ion binding
Source: RefSeq, a predicted model, not a curated record
AUGGAGGCGCUGCUGGGCGCUGGCCAGUCGAACCCGGCCUGCGGCUCCGUAGCCGAUCUCCAAGUGCAACUACGCGAUCUCCUUCACAACCGCGUCACCGAAACGCGUGCCGACCACACCUCGGUGACGUUCAAAAUUCGGGCGACUGCGAUUUUCGACCUUCCCGUUACCGAGACGGAAAAUGAGACUCCCGACGGCGUGUCGAACGCCGAUCCGCUGCUGGGGUCGACCGCUGUGCCCGCGAACGGGAAUCCAGGCCAACCGACGAGACGAGUCAAUGCCAUGGAUGCCCUCGUCAACCAACCAGUUGACGACCCGGCCCUACAGACCACAAUUGCAAGGCAUAUCAUCUUGUCGCUGAAAGCGGUGGAUUCGAGCAAUUGGACGGUGCGUCAGGUCUCGCGCACCGAGCAGGGUUGGACGUUCACCUACAUUUGCAAGGACUCGUGGCAGGCGUGGAACCGUCAGGCCUCCAAGACCCCUGCGAAGACGGCCAUUGGAGAAUGGAGUGAGAAGGGUGGACAAGAUCCGGUUCAUUUGGCUCGUCCGGCCUUCGAUUGUCGAGGUUCCGUUAAGAUCGCCUUUUCCAAAUCGGCCAAGACCAUUGAUGUGAAAUAUGAACAUACCCCAAUCCACAAGACUGUUGCGCAGCUGAUAGAACUGCUUGCGCCGCCACCCGCCGCACCGAUCGUCAGGACCCCAGCGAAGAAGGCCAAGGAACCGAAGGCACCAAAAGAGCCGAAACCACCGAAGGAACCCAAACCGAAGACACCGAGGCCCUCGAAGAAGCGGGCGGGAGAGAAUGGUAUCGCGGAAGGAGAGGGCUCGCAACCUAAAAGGAGUCGCAAGAAGAAGGACUCCCUCGCGCCAGUCGCGCCGCAUGGCGCUGUUCUGCCCCCAGAAAUGCCGGGUGCCCUCCCAGUGGGCGAUUCAUCAGCGCGCCAGCUCUAUAGCACUCAUACGGGAACUUCCGAUGAUCCGCAACCCGGCGGCUCGGGAAGUUACCCAGAGGGGCUUGUGAACGUUGCACACGAUGCUGCCGCGGCAUCCAUAAAUAGUGAGGUUCAUACGCAUUCAAUCCUCAGUCUGCCUCUGGACGAGGCCGCAAGGCGGCGGGAGGUGGCGUUAAAGCUGCUCAGUGACAAUAAUCUUGACCCAAAAACUUUAUCAGCCGAGCAGUUCAACAUCUUUGCCAACCAGUCGCCUGAUUUGCAAAGCGACUCUCUGGCGAUGUUGCUAGAAUAUGGUGCCGAGAGAUUGCGUAUAGUUCAUCCCACGAAGGAUGCAUCAAACUCCGGGCAGUCGACUCCUAACAAUGCCAACAAUCCUAGCCCAGCAGCAGCAGUGACUCCGCAGCCGGUGAAUCCGAAGAAAUCGCGGAAGAAAUCAGAGAUAGAAGGUGCGGGAGCGGGCGAACCCCAGAGGUCCAAGGCCGGCGAAGGGAGGCAGAGGCGUAUCUGCGAUAACUGCCGCAUUGAAAAGUACAAGGGCAAGUGUGACAAGGCAAAGCCAUCUUGCCCAAUGUGCGUCGGUGAGGGUGUCGCAUGCGUCUACCCUCCUUCAAAACCAAGGCAAAGCAAAGCGGCCGAGGCAAUUCCGGGAGCUGCCGAGCAGACCGGCGCGGAGAUUCCGAACGGCGAGCCGGAUGGUGUGGGGUCAAGUCUUGAUACUGCGCCAGUGGUCCAGCCGGCCGAGGAGCCAGCGCCGGUUGAUGAGCUAGCUCCGGUCCAAGAACACUACGAUGGUCAUCUCCACCCAGCAGUGAACGUGCAGGUCCCCGAAUCAGCAGUUCAUGAGGCUGAGACGCCGUCGGAUGUGUUCAACCAGGUUCAUAGCAUUUAUCAACACCCCUCCGGACUAAGCUUUCCGCAAGUCAGCGCCACUAGCUCUACGGAACUCACCCAAUCCAAUAUUCAGCCGGCGGCAGAACAAGGUUACAUGUCAAACCCAGGGCCGGAAGUUCCUGAGGCCUCAUUGCACGGCUACACACAGCCUCGACCACCAGCAGCUCAUCAAAAGCCAGCCCCUGCGGUUGGCCGGGGCAGGCGUGGAAGCUCGGGAACCCAGGCUGCAGCACCAAGGCGCAGUCUCCCGGCCGGCCAGCCUGCCAAUGAACGUAACGCGAGCGCUACAACGGACAGUCAGAAUGUAUGGCAAUCAAUAUUUAGCACACCUGUCCAAGCAACGACGGCCUCGCCGAGGCAAGCCAGGGCUAAGAAACCUGCGCCUGUAUCACAAGCAUACGACGACUCCCGGCAACAACCGGCGUCAGCUUGGGGAAGUGCUGGCCAGUCCGUCGUAACACAACCGAGCCGCAACUCCCCGAUCCAGGCCGCGGUUCAGCCUGCUCGCGUCACUUCGCGUCAGAACAAUCGUUCUCCUCCCACCGCGGCCCAGCCUAGUUCAGUUCAGUCUAACACGGCUCAAGAUUACAGCUAUAACCAAUAUCAAAAUGGCAACACCCAAGCCGAGCCCUCCGGUGAGCGCGUGUCGUACCAGCCGUAUUCUAGCCAAACCUCCCAUCGGCCGAGCUCGUACUCGACUGACGGUUAUGAUAUUCGAAUUCCCAACACAACAUCCUCCACGUACCCUGCGACAGCAUCGCAAAUCGUGGCUUCAUCGUACUCUUCCCACCCGGCAGCAACGACAAGCACGGCUCAAUGGACGUCAACCCCUCAAUCCAGGAAUACACAUGCGUACAACGCGGCUUCCAACCCCCCGCAGUCACAAGCAUUGCAAGACUUCAACGUGCGCCCGCCGCCGACUCGACCUAGGGCCUCCUCGAGCGCGUAUAGCCAACAACUGCAGCAACAGCAAAAACAGCAGCACGGGCAGCAGCACUCCCAACAACAGCCGGGGUACAACGGGUACACCAACAACUUAAGCCAGCAUCAACAGCCGCAGCAACAAGCCAGUGGCAACUAG